GUUAUGUUCUCUGUGUUUGUAUCAGGCAGGUUUCUGGGGUUUGGGGGUCUCGGGGUACAGGUGUUCCCCCUGCGACUGUGAUAUCGGUGGAGCUCACAGCACCACCUGUUCUCCGGAGGAUGGCCAGUGUCAGUGUUUACCCAACAUGGGGGGGCGACGCUGCUCCGAGCCCACCGCCGGCCACUUCCUGCCUCCUCUGGACUACUUCCUGUACGAGGCGGAGCUCGCCGCUCCACUGCAGGGAUCUCCUCCACCUCCUCCACCUCCUCCACCUUCUACACCUCCUACUCCUCCACCUCUUCCUCCUACACCGUCCUCUUCUUCUCCUCUGUUGAGCCCACUGGUGUUGCCGCGCUGUGAGCAGAUUUACCGAGAGCAGGGUUACGACUUUAAGGUCCGUGAUGGAGUGGUGGUUCUGGUCCGGAGGACUCGACGUGCUGGCCGCCGGAGGAGACAGAACCUUUCUCUGGAGCCGGGCCACGCCCUGCAGAUCAUCCCCCGUCAGAGGGCCGCGGGUCAGCUGAUCACCUGGACCGGCCUGGGAUUCGUCAGAGUGCUGGAGGGGGCGGGGCUUAGGUUUACUGUGGACAACCUCCCGUCGUCCAUGGACUACCAGCUCGUGAUUCGCUACGAGCCUGAGUCUCCGUCUGAUUGGUUGGCUUCAGUCAGCGCCAUUGCAGGGUCGCCAGGCAACGGCGGCUGCAGAGGCGACCCAAAAGGAAGUAGAACUCUGAUCCUUCCUGGAAACUCCAGAGGGGGGGUUCUGGACUCUCCGCUGUGUCUGAACGCUGACGCUCGGUACCUCGUGGACGUCGUCUUUAACAAACAGCCCGACGGCUCCAACAGCAACGGCAUCCUGAUCGACUCGAUGGGUUUGAUCCCCAGCAUCGAGUCGGUCCAGGACUUCUGUUCACAGACCGACCUCGACUCUUUCCGCCGCUUCCGCUGCAUCGGAUUGGCCGCUGAGCUCGACCCUCAGGGGGGGCUGCCGGAGGUUUGUGAGGGACUCGUGAAGAGCAUGUCUGCAAGGAUCCACCGCGGAGCCGUCCGUGAGUCCUCCAGGAACAUAGUACAUGAUGAAGUUCAUAUAAUCUAGCACAGCGGUUUUCAAAGUGUGAGGCGCGCCUCCCCAGGGGGGCGCCAGAGAGCUUCAGGGGGGCCGCAGCGUGAGAAAAUAAUAACGAGAAACAGUGAAAUGGAGCUAGCUAACUUCAGCUAACUUUAUGCGAGCGGCAACAUGGAUGGAUUUUUAGUGAAGUGACCUAAAGUGAGAGAGGAGACAGCGUCUGGCAGAAAACGUCUCUGGAACACUUUUGGCUGUCUG
Notothenia coriiceps (black rockcod) is the source of this 1324-nucleotide messenger RNA. Its product is annotated as laminin subunit beta-4-like. The record is from RefSeq and is a predicted model, not a curated record. The transcript has 7 exons. NCBI's taxonomy places the organism in Eukaryota, Metazoa, Chordata, Actinopteri, Perciformes, Nototheniidae. The coding region runs from base 146 to 1096 and encodes 316 amino acids.